AUGUCUGAUAUCAAUAUUAAAUGUGUAUGCGUUGGAGAUGGUGCAGUUGGUAAAACAAUGCUGUUAAUGAGCUAUGCUUUUGGUAAAAUAGCAGAUGACAGCUAUAUUCCAACAGUUUUUGAUAAUUACAGUGCAAAUACAAAGUACAAUAAUGAAGUUGUGUUGAUUUCCAUGUGGGACACAGCUGGUCAGGAAGAUUAUGAUCGAAUUCGUCCACUUUCUUAUCCAGAUACAGAUGUUUUCCUUGUAACAUAUAGCACAGUCAAUCCAGAUAGUUUUUCCAAUGUCCAAACUAAAUGGAUAAAGGAAAUUAAAUACCACAAUCCUCAUACACCUUUCGUCCUCGUUGGAACCAAGAAAGAUUUAAGGACGAAUGAAGAUUUCCUUCGAUGCCUCGAAGAACGUGAAAUGAAACCAGUCACCACACAAGAAGGAAUGAAUCUCGCUAAGGAAACGGGUGCAUUUGCCUUUAUGGAAAGUAGUGCAUUGACACAGGAGGGAGUUAAGGAAGUUUUCGAACAAGUGAUUAAGGCAUAUAUGCAUGAAGAAGUGGUGGAGAAUCAGAGAAUUAAUGAUAAAACCAAAAAGAAGACUUGCAAUAUUUUGUAA
Naegleria gruberi is the source of this 609-nucleotide messenger RNA. Its product is annotated as rho family small GTPase. The coding region runs from base 1 to 609 and encodes 202 amino acids. NCBI's taxonomy places the organism in Eukaryota, Heterolobosea, Eutetramitea, Acrasida, Naegleriidae. The transcript is spliced from 2 exons. Gene Ontology annotation, biological process: small GTPase-mediated signal transduction. Gene Ontology annotation, molecular function: GTP binding; GTPase activity. The record is from RefSeq and is a predicted model, not a curated record.